This is a messenger RNA of Cooperia oncophora, 477 nucleotides long. The record is from the annotation of a GenBank genome assembly. Lineage: Eukaryota; Metazoa; Nematoda; Chromadorea; Rhabditida; Trichostrongylidae.
AUGGAACGGCCAUCAACCAUUUUAAAAAGCGCUAGGCUACCAGUUUCGAAAGAAUCCUCCCAAGGAAAAGAGUCUUCAAAGCGUGAAAGUUGUUCGUCACCACAUUCUCCAUCUCGACGCCGAACCUCGAAAGACCUUGAGCAAGGACCAGACGAAAGCACAAGAACAACAAAACCGGGGACACGUGAGCGGAGGAAAAAACUACGUGAAGACUCGAUCAGGAAGCUCAAAGAAGGCCGCAGGAAAAUCCUUGAAUUAGCACAGCAGCUCAGAAAGAGGGAAGGACUUGGCAGAACGCAUAGCGAUCCGUCACUAAACAUUAAAAAGGAUAAAGAGCAAAGCGGUGAAAGUACAAGGAAAUCAAAGAGCAUGGAAAGCACCACUCAAGACAAAACAUCCGCUGCCGUAGUGACCGGAAUGAACAAAUUGAACAACUUAACUCGAAUAGCCAACAACGAGGAUGAGCGGCAGAGGUAA